CGCAAUCCCUCCCAUAGGUUCCGAGGGGAAACUGCGUUCCGUGCAUUUGAAAUAAACAAUCUGAUGUAACUAAUCAUGGUAGAAGAAUCGGACCUCAGUCAAGAAGAAGUGUAACAUCUAUGCUCGGUUGUGAGGAGUAGCGAGACGCGGGACUUAAAUGCGCUCUGGCAAUUUAGUAAAGGGAGCGCGGAACUCCCCAGCACAUCAGCCGAACUGAAGCAGCGGCGCUCGGGCACAUCAUGUUGCGCAGACGCCUCAAAUCCUCCCCAGGAUCAAGCACUCAACACAAUGUUGUUUUUUAGACGGUCCGGACUGAAGGAUCGACGGGCUGACCCUCAGACGGAGGGUGGACUGUUAGGGCUGUGGGAUCAUUCUUUAGUUUAAUUCGGAAAUUUUUACUCGGAGAACAACGGGAGGAGAUAUGCUGAAAGAGUUUAUUAGUGCCUGGAUGGGACGAAGCUUAUUUUAUAAGGUAAGUGGAUCAAAAUGCAACUUCUGAGGGACACUGUGCCUUUCAGGGAGCGUCCAGCUGCGCUGGGAGAGGAGGUCUUCAUCCAUGAACCCUCCAUACUUGCUACCCACACACUUUGAAAUCGUCCCUCCCUGAAAUCAAGAGUGACAAUGUGAUGAGCUUUGAUAUCAUUUCCAGCCAAAGCAUGGAUGGAGGGAUGAAAAGGAGUUGUACGAGUUAAUGAGACUAUUGCUCUUGUGUUGGGGAGCUUAGGACAGGCAAUUACUGGAGGAUUACUUGCUGACUUCAACACAGCAUACUCUCCACAAAGCAACCUUGAAGAUCCAUAGAGAACUCCAGCGUGGUGGAUUUUAUUUGUUUUUCUUCCCUUUUUUAAUUACCUGCUGUGCUGUUGUCCAAAGUGUUACAAAAUGGAGGUACAGAUCCGAAUAUGGAAUAAAGACUUUCCUACGUUGAUCAGCCCAUGGAUACCAAUACUGCUAGGCCUUCACUUGCAUUUCUCACGGGCCACGAGCUGUCCGGAGGAGUGUCGAUGCGACAGGACCUUUGUUUACUGCAACGAGAGGAGUCUAACGUCCGUGCCUCUGGGGCUAGGAGAGGGUUAUAAGACCCUUUACCUCCACAACAAUCAAAUCAACAAUGCUGGAUUUCCCCUGGAAAUGCACAACGUUGCCUCAGUGGAGACGGUGUAUCUCUAUGGCAACCAGCUUGACGAAUUCCCCAUCAAUCUGCCCAAAAACUUGCGGGUGCUCCACCUGCAGGAGAAUAACAUUCAGACGGUGUCCCGGGCUGCCCUCGCACAGCUGCUUCGCCUGGAGGAGCUUCAUCUGGAUGACAACUCCAUCUCCACCGUGGGUGUUGAGGACGGGGCCUUCAGGGAGGCCGUCAGCCUCAAAACCCUUUUCCUCACCAAGAACCACCUGAGCAGCGUACCUAUCGGGCUCCCCGAGGAACUACGAGAGUUGCGGCUGGACGAGAACCGAAUUGCGCUCAUAGCCGAGGACGCCUUCGAGAAUGUGACGGGCCUGGAGGUCCUCCUCCUCGACGGCAACCUGCUCACAGACGAGGGCAUCGACCCGGGGGCUUUCCAGAGCUUGGCUAAUCUUAAAACCCUGUCGAUGGCACGUAACUCGCUCAUGUUUCCUCCCCCUAAUCUACCCACUGAGUUUUUAGUCAAGCUGAACUUGCAGGAUAAUCAAAUGAAUGAGAUUCCUUUGGAGGCCUUUCGCAGCCUGCACCGCUUAGAGAGACUGGAUAUUUCCAACAACCAGCUGCAGUCUCUCACACAGGGCGUCUUUGACGGCCUCCGCGGCCUGAGACAGCUCACUGUUCGAAACAACCUUUGGCUCUGUGACUGCAGCAUUAAAUGGGUCAUACUGUGGUUAAAGUCGCUGCCAGCCAGCCUCAAUGUCCGCGGAUUCAUGUGCCAGAAACCAGAGAGGGUACGUGGCAUGGUAAUCAGAGAGCUGACCCUGGAGCUCAUCCAGUGUCCUAACAGCACAGCCACAAUCCCACGAUUCACACAACAGCCCACGCUGCUCUACUCAACCAACGCUGAGUCAGCCACUCAAACGGCCUUCACACCCCCUCGCUCCCUGCCCACACCCACCCCUCCACCUUUUGCACUUCCCCUACCCACCGCGGGUGAGGAACGGAGCACAAUCGUCCCCGACAGCCCGGGGCAGGAAUCGCUGCGGGUUUCUUUCAUCGUGCUAAACGCUUCGUGCAUUCAGGUAAGCUGGGUAUCGACGUUUACGGUCACGGCUUAUAAGGUUACCUGGGUCAAGCUGGGUCACAGUUUGAUCGCCGGCCCCAUGCAGGAGACAAUGGUGGUGGGCGAACACGAGGGAAUCUUGCUGCAAAAGCUGGAGCCCAAAUCCUCCUACCGCAUUUGCGUGGAUCCGCUAGACGCUUUCAACAAUUACCACCCGGGAGAUGAUACAAUUUGCUCAGAGGUGACGACAAAAUCUGUUUCUUUUAAUUCGGAUGACAACGCCACUGGGCCCGAGCAGGCUAGCCAACAGGACCCCAGCUCCCCUCUCCUACUGGCUGGCCUGAUCGGCGGGGCGGUGCUAGUGGUUCUGGUUGUAAUGUUGAGCAUAUUUUGCUGGCACAUGCACAAAAAGGGAAGGUCAGACUCGUCCAAAUGGAAAUACAGCAGAGGCAGAAGAAAAGACGAUUAUUGCGAAGCGGGGACGAAAAAAGAUAACUCCAUUCUGGAAAUGACCGAGACUACCUUUCAGAUAGUUUCUUUAAAUAACGAACAGCUUCUUAAGGGGGACUUUCAUAUUCAACCCAUAUACACACCUAACGGCGGUGUCGGAUUCAGAGACUCCCAAAGCAGAAACAAUAGCACAGCGUACUGUAAGAACAGCGUUCCAGAGUCGGAUCCAUGCCAUAAAUGAUGCUUUUCGACAGAUGACAUCCUUUAUAUUUAGAUCAGACUUGAACACACUGUAUAGGAUAUAUUUCAAAAGACUGUACAAUAUGUAAUUUAUAUUCUGACCAAUGAUAUCGCCUUCUUUUUUUAUAUAACUUAGUAAAACACAAAAUGAUUUGUAAAGUAUUACUUUCUCAUGUUGUGUUACUAGAGCAAAGGAAACCUUUAUACAAACCAAGUCUGUGAAUUGUUGCACACCUGAAACACACAGAGAGUUUACAAAGUUAAACACAAAUCAAUGAAAAGUGCCAUGUGUUUGAAACAUUAAGCUAAACAAAUGUGAGAGGUUUAAUGUGCAAGCAGUGUGCUGUUGGUUUCCCAAAUAUAACCACAAGGUGGCGCUUGUUCUCAUUGCCAGUAUUAAUAUGAAGCCUCAAGCUUUGAGCCAACAUCUCACAAUUUUACUCAACAGUUCACACAACACUAGACAGUCCUUGCAAAACAUCUAAAAACAAAUCCUGUGUGACACAGGACUACAGAGAUAGGCUGAUUUUGUAAGCUGCCAAGCGUACACGCUCUCACAGAGACAUAAAAAUAUCCUUAUGGCUCUCAUACGCCGCUGCAGUUCUGCUCUGAUGAGCUAAAUAUCUCCACUACACAAUAACCAGCCGUAUUUUCUGCUCAUAUUUAUCGUUUGCAUUGUUAUAUAUGAGACACAGAAACUACAUUUCCAAACAAACCAUCAUCUGCAAUGUUUUCCUCAAUUGCUUGCGUACUGCAGUAACUUGAGUUAGAAAGAGCGCAUUUGUUUUUACAAACAGUCAGGCUACUUGUUACAGGUCUACUUAAAUCGCUGAAUUAUAGGGUUUUGCUCUUUGUUUAGAAACAUUUCAACCGUUCCGCUGCCGAGAGAGAUUGCCUCACAGAGUGGAGUCCAGACGUCUGAGACCAUUAAUAAAAAUAUUUUCUUAUUUAACUUUUAGCAUUACACUAUGCUCAUAAACAUGCAAGUAAAAAGGUAAAGUAUUGUGUCAAUAUUUGGGGCUAUUUCUGGGCUAUAAUAACAACAUGCACUGGCAUGGACAAAAUGUAAUGGUCCAUGUUAUCCUGGUAUGAUCUAAAAAUAUUUCAAAGAUGUUUUUGUGGGCUUUAGUGGAAGGAAACUUCUCUACAGAGAAGUAAAGAAUAAUGGUUUUUUUUUUCCAGGAUUAAAUUAGAUGAUUUUCCAUAUUUCAGUAUGGUCUCUGACAUUUGGAUUCUACUUUGUUUCUUUAUAAACCGUAAAUGUGUCCUAUGGUAUGACACAGCAAAAAUGUAGAAAAAACAACAAUAAAGAUAAAUCUCUCUUAUGCUACUUUAUUUUAUAAAUAUUAACAAUACAGAAUUAAUAUAUUUUGAACGGUUAUAUAAUCUGUCUAAAUGUCUUCUGAUUAACACAGAGAAAGAUAUUUGGAAGAAUGCUUGUAACCAAACAGUUCUUGGCCACCAUUGACUACCAUAGUAAGAAAAAUGCGUUAUAAAUGUAUUUGUUAUGUUGAACACAAAAGAAGAUAUUUUGAAGAAUGUAGGAAAGCAAACAGUUCUGGGGCACUUUUGACUACCAUUGUCAUUUUUCCUAUGGUAGUCAAUGGUGGCCAAGAACUGUUUGGUUACAAGCAUUCUUCUUUUCUCUGUGUUCAUCAGAACAAAGAUAAAAAAAAACAUAUUUGAAAAACUCGGUUAAUGGUAAAUGGUGACAGAAUUGCCCAUCAUUAGAGAAGCCCAUGGUUUGGUGCCGUGAGCCAUCUUUGCAAAUCUCUGAAAUCUGUAUGCAACUUACAGCCAUCCUGAAAACUUGACGAAUUAACAUGAUGGCUGUGGUUAGGCGGAAUUUAUAACAUUUUAUCUAUCUCCCCGUCUUAAUCUCGCCUGCAGGACAGCCUCCAGUAGCAACCGAAGAUUACAACAUUGUAAUGGCUUUGAAAUGAGAUCUCAGAGCUGUGAGCAAGUGUCAAUGAGCCAUAACAAAGCAAUAAACAAAACUCCAGAGUUAAUACCACUGCUGACCAGUUUUACGACCGUUCUUCGCUUGAUCUAGCUCAUUUUACACAUACCACCCAUAUAAUGUUAGACAUGCAUCUGUCUCUUUAUCUAAUGACGUGUAUGUGGGAAGAGAUGCACAGAUAACCGUAAGUCACAUAAUGACUGGCCCAUUGAUCAAAAUGGAGGCUUGUGUGAUUGAUCACUAAUGUUCUCAAACAUUAUGUUUCCCUUGAAAAAUAACAAACGUUUAUACGGGGCUGAAUAAUUCAUGAUUCUGCAUAUUGAACUAUAAAAUUUGAAGACUUCUUUCUUUCUUUCUUUCUUUCUUUCUUUCUUUCUUUCUUUCUUUCUUUCUUUCUUUCUUUCUUUCUUUCUUUCUUUCUUUCUUUCUUUCUUUCUUUAAAGGGACAGUGCACCCAAAAAUAAAAAUGUUGUCAUGUUGUUCCAAAUCUGAAUACAUUUCUUCUUUCUUCUAACCAAACAGUUCUUGGCAACCAUUGACUACCAAAGUAGAAAAAAAAUGACAACGGUAGUCAAAAGUGCCCCGGAACUGUUUGCUUUCCUACAUUCUUCAAAAUAUCUCCUUUUGUUGUUCAACAAAACAAAGAAAUUUACAAAUAUUUUUUUUCUACUAUGGUUGUCAAUGGUGGCCCACAACUGUUUGAUUACAAGCAUUCUUCCAAAUAUAUUUCUCUGUGUUUAUCAGAACAAAGAAACGUAUUCAGAUUUGGAACAACUCGAGGGUGAGUAAAUUGGGUGAACUGUUCCUUUAAAGUACAAACAGUUUCAUUAUAUAUGAAUAGAACUGGGUUAUCGUUUGAUCGAUUGCAUCAUUAGUUUGGCUUCACCAUGUCUGAGUAGUCCAAUUUUGCGGCUAAUAAUUUACAUGCAUAAAUAACACAAUAAACUCACACCCGCAGCUCCCCGGCGUGACCUUUCGCUCUCAUCAGGCAGUGUGUGUGCGAGACAGUAAUUAGCCAUUAAAUCUGUACAUCUGGGCCCUCCAGCUGUGUGGUCAACUCUAAAUGAGCUAGAGAAUAAACCAUUAUUCUUUUACCUCCCUCUGUCCCAUCACAGAGACCCAGGGAAAGGCCAGUAGUGUCUGUCUGGUUUAUGAGUGUAGCCACUGGGUUCAAAUCAACACCCAUUUGUAAUCAUAAACAAAUAUCAGAGGGAACCGUGUGACAGUGCAUGCUUCAUUACAAUCAAUUCACAAGGCAAUUCCAUUAUGAUUGCCAGUGUCCAGACAGACAUCUCAGAGAGCUCGCAUUUUUUCUAUUCUCUUUCGACGCAGAUCUUAUGCGCCUUCAUAUGCGACCUCACACUCAGAGGUCAUAUUAUCUAAAUCUGAUCGCUUGGUGACGGGCCCUCAUACCCAACCAGACGCUGUGAUGCCCGACGGACGUGUGCGUCUGCUUGGGAUAUUAAUGUCGGUGUGCUGGAGGGUCUAGCGAACCUGAAAUCUGUGUCAUUAUGGGCCUGCAGCCUGAGGUGAGAGAAACAGUUGGGUGUGCAGCAAUGAAUUGAAUAAACACAGCGUAAUACAAGCCGAUAGAAGAAACCAAGUCAGCUGAAAAACAUUCCCCCUCUCCUACCCUAUUGUGCAAAGCUGUUCGGCAUCAAAAGGCCUUGAGGAGUCAAACUGUAUCCCAUAAUGUUAUUUAUUCGCUUCAGAAGUCACAGCAUCUUUAAUCAGUGUUGUUCUUUUGUGGAUGCAAGGGUUUGUGGUUGAACGUGCAAAUGAAAACUGAGGCUUAAAGGGAUUGUUUACAUGAAAAUGAUUCUUGUUAGCAUUUAUUCACAUUCUAAAACUGUAUCACGUCCUUGCUUACGCAGAACCCAAAAUAACAUUUUGAAGAACGUUGCUAACCAAACACUUGCCCCCGUUAACUUUCGUUGUAUGGAAAACUUCCAAAGCCUUUUUCUGUUGUUCAGAAAAUGAAAAAAAAGAAACAUUGUACUUUUUAAACGAUUCAAUACUGCACUGUCAAAGUUGACAAGCACUUUUUCAUACUUUUUAUUUGUUAGAUAUUUGUAAAACCCAGUGGCAAACAUAAAGGGUGACUAAUAAUAAUGAUUUAUGGCAAACAAUUAAAAUCAGGAAAUACUGUAUGGAGAUACAAGGUUUCAGAAGGACAGUAGCGAUAUACAGGUUCUGGGGGACAUGAGGGUGAAUAAAUGAUGACAAAAGUUUGUUUAUGAGUUAACUAUUCUAUUAAUUCGUCACAAUUUCUACAACAUAUUGCCAUACAGUAAAUGCCAUUUCAAUUCAGGUCUCUAUUCAUCUGAUUUACAGGCUGUCAUUAAAAUAAUAAUAAUAAAGGAAGGUUAACCAUUAACAUUAAUGCAUUUGCAAUACUGGUGUUAACAAACACAACCAUUGCCUCCAGGCUUAGUGAUAGUUCACCCAAAAAAGAAAAUUCGGUCAUCAUUUAC
Messenger RNA from Triplophysa rosa, 7310 nucleotides. Its product is annotated as leucine-rich repeat transmembrane protein FLRT2. Bases 883 to 2877 code for a protein of 664 amino acids. The transcript is spliced from 2 exons. Gene Ontology annotation, molecular function: protein binding. NCBI's taxonomy places the organism in Eukaryota, Metazoa, Chordata, Actinopteri, Cypriniformes, Nemacheilidae. The record is from RefSeq and is a predicted model, not a curated record.